AUGGCGCAAGCCGUGGGCAGGCUUUUUCGCUGGCGGGGCACCGGGUUGCUGCGGCCAUCGGUGCUUCAAUCGUCACAAGUUCGGAGCUAUGCCUCGAAAACAACAAUCCCGACCUUCUCCUCGACCUCCUCUCCCGAACUCGACCAAGCCCUCGACCGAUUCCGACAAGAUCUCUUCAUACCUCACGGCCUUCCUCGGCAACAGCGAUUGAGCAUGCUCAAGAAAAGGCAUGCCAAGAGGUUGGAGAAUGAACCAGUUACCGUGUUCCUCAAUGGCGAGGAAUCGUACACCUUUCGACACAUGGACCACGCCGACCUGCCAUCGAAACAGGAUGCAGUGAAUGUCCUCCAAAUGAUCAAAUCUCCGAGCGACUUUAAAAACCUCAUCCCCUUCUUGAGAGGACUCCACAUGUCGAAUAUUUCUCUUUCGCCCAAUCGCUGGGAGUAUCUGAUCCGCAAAGCCGCAAAGGUUGACAAGCUCUCACUCAUUAUCGAGUGCGCACGGCAGAGCGAACGCACUGGUCUGACUCUUAAGGACAAGGGUAUUGUUCGACGCCUAUUCUUUGAAAUCCACCGGGUAGCACAGGAGGCGAACUUCGAGGGCGAGAAGGCCAGCCACGCUCUCGGUCUGGCGAAACAUGCGGUCGAUCUGAUGGACGCCCCGCAGCACGCAGUCAAAGACCCCGAACAAGACCCGAAGUGCCAGCCCUUUGUAAUCGGUACACUUCUGGAGCUCAGUGCCGCUCGUGCGUUGAACGAACUUGGUGGCCAAGACGAAGGAAGCCUAGUCCUGAACUAUGCGCAGAAGCUGAUUGCAUCCUGGCCCCGGGGCCACUUCCAGAACAAUGUCUCGAAACCUGUGCAAAUCGAUGAGAGACUGCAGGAAAAUCUCGCCAUCUACAAUGGUAUCCAGAUGACUCUUCUGGUCAAUGGCAUUGCCCUUGAAAAACCAGUUUACAACUUCUUCAAGGGACGCGUCGGCCAGCUCAAGGAUGUGUUGAAGAACCAGCUUGAAAAGUGUGGCUCAGAAGCGGAGCAGUCCGGUUAUACAAGCAAUCUGCUUGGCCGGUCUCUGUUGAAGAUUUAA
Messenger RNA from Penicillium alfredii, 1086 nucleotides. RefSeq lists its product as uncharacterized. Bases 1 to 1086 code for a protein of 361 amino acids. The record is from RefSeq and is a predicted model, not a curated record. The transcript has 2 exons. Lineage: Eukaryota; Fungi; Ascomycota; Eurotiomycetes; Eurotiales; Aspergillaceae.